This is a messenger RNA of Athalia rosae (coleseed sawfly), 5613 nucleotides long. RefSeq names its product partitioning defective 3 homolog. Gene Ontology annotation, cellular component: apical plasma membrane; apical junction complex; cell cortex. NCBI's taxonomy places the organism in Eukaryota, Metazoa, Arthropoda, Insecta, Hymenoptera, Athaliidae. The coding region runs from base 635 to 3562 and encodes 975 amino acids. The record is from RefSeq and is a predicted model, not a curated record. The transcript has a single exon. Gene Ontology annotation, biological process: establishment or maintenance of epithelial cell apical/basal polarity; microtubule cytoskeleton organization; cell adhesion. Gene Ontology annotation, molecular function: phosphatidylinositol binding; protein binding.
UAAUUACAAUUUCAGCCUAUAAUAACUCCAAAAUAGGUAUUUUCGUUCCUCGUAAUAAUUUCAACUGCUUUGCGCAUUGCGCGUGCGGCAGACGGCGUGACUUCUGCUUUCGUUUCGUUUCCAUCAUUCCCCCCAGUUGAAAAGCGUGCACAGAAAUAAAACGUAAUGGCGAAUGCGUCUGUUCUUGAUUAAUUGAUAAUUUAUAAACUUUGAGUUAUUUAUUUGAUACUAUCAAACGUGUCUGAAAUUUCAUGACGCUCUUCUCAAGACGUAGUAUAGUAUGAAGAUUUUGUUGAACAAUUUUCAAAUCGGUAUCAAAGUUGAAAGUGCACUUAUUAUUGUGGGUGUUGCUGUUGCUACUGGUGCUGGUGCUGGUGCUGCUACUUAAUCCUAGUGAAUCAUUUGGAACGAAUACUAUCGCACGUUGUUAACAAUCGACCAUAAUCGUACUGACACAGACUUUAUGCCAUUGAAAAUCAACGAGAUAUCGCCCCUCAAUCAAGCUACAGAAAGCUCUCAUCGUUCAUGACAGCAUUAAGUGUUUACAAGAAUCAGUAAUUCAUCGAUCACCCAGCAGUUGAAUUUCUACCAAACAAUCCAUACAUGGAGUAAUUAGUAUGAGCUUUGUUUGAGCAUGAAGGUAACUGUGUGUUUUGACAAUAUCAGAGUAGUCGUACCCUGUGGAGAUGGGACGCUACUUGUCAAAGACUUGAUGCGCGAGGCAACUUUGAGAUAUAAAAAAGCAACAGGUAGAAAUGACGCAUGGCUGACAAUAAACAGUCUCUCAUCUUUGACGGGUGGAGGUUUACUUGAUCCUGACGAUAGGCUCCGCGAUGUAGCUGAUGACAGAGAACAAAUAGUUGCGCAUUUUGUCUCUGGUGAAAGUCUCCAUGCUGGGGGUGAUGGUGCCAGCUCUGUUGGGACGAACAGCCCAGAUUUCUUUCACACGGAUCAUAAAGACCAGCACUAUGUCAUCAAUGCAAGAGCUGGAACUACAUCAAGUCACAUCAAGCGGGAGAGUGCCAAAAGAUUAUCUAUGCAUUCCCUAUCAACCAAAGAACCUUCCCUCUUAACGCCUUACUCAGCUCAAUCUCUGCCACGGGAAUCACGUCGCAAAGAGCCAUUGGGCCAGGAUGCCAAAUCGUACUUUGACUUCACUGUUACAAAAAAUGAUAAUUAUCGUCUCAACGGAGCUUCUGACGUGGAAGAAGUUAUAAUAAAAAAUGAAGCUGGACCUCUGGGACUACACGUUGUUCCCUGCUAUGAUUUAUUAGGCAAUGAUCAAGGCCUCAGAGUUGAGAGGAUAGAAGCUAAUGGGCGAAUAGCCAAGGAUGGUCAGAUUGAGUUGCAUGAUAAAAUUAUCCAGAUAAAUGGUCAUAAUUUGUUGCAUGUCCCAUUCUCUAAAGUGCAGGAAAUUUUUAUGACUGCUAUGAACGAGCCUUGCCUUAAAAUAUCUGUUAUGAAAAAUAAGAAGUUAAAAAAUGACAAAAAUGCUAAGAACUACAGCAGUCAUAGUAAUGACUCCAAAACCGAGACAGAAGAAAGCUUGAAAAAGCUGCAAUGCAGUAAUUAUAACUUACUGCAAACUGCCAACACUAGAAAAAUUGGACGUAUGAUUGAAAUCGAGCUUACCAAGGGUACCAAUGGACUCGGCUUCAGUGUUACCACAAGAGAUAAUCCUGCAGGUGGUCAUUGUCCUAUUUAUAUAAAAAAUAUCCUUCCAAAAGGUGCAGCUGUUGAAGAUGGCAGACUAAAGUCAGGGGAUCGUCUCUUAGAAGUAAACAGCAUGGAAAUGACUGGAAAAAAUCAAGCAGAAGUUGUUUCUUUAUUACGAAGCAUUCCACCAGGAGGAAAAGUCAAAAUGGUCGUAUCACGACAGGAAGAGGUCACCUCUGGAACUUCAGACCCUCAAUUGAUAACUUCAUACGUACCUCGAGAAUUAACAGUGUCAUCUCAUUCUAUGGAAAGCACAGAGAGCUUUAAGUACUGGAAUACUCCUAACCGUUCCCCAACUAAAAAGAGAGAGACUGAAGAACCUGAGAAAAUUGAUUUACAUAGCUACAAUCAAUCUACAACUAAAAGCCCAAAACCUGUAGAUGACAUUGUUUUAUCUCCCCGAAAGAAUCGCAUGAUACUAACAUUAGACAUUCCUGUUCAUGAUUCUGAAAAAGCCGGGCUUGGAGUAAGCGUGAAGGGAAAGACUACGAGCACGGAUGAUAAUUCUAGUGUAGAUUUGGGAAUAUUCAUCAAGAGCGUCUUACACGGCGGGGCAGCCUCUAGGGAUGGACGAUUGCGCACGAACGAUCAGCUGCUGAAUGUUAAUGGAGUAUCCCUAUUAGGAUUAUCAAACUCUGAUGCAAUGGAGACUCUGAGACGUGCUAUGCUCAAUACCAACAGCUCUGUCACAGGCGUUAUUACCCUGACAAUUGCUAGACGGGUAUCUUCCUACGAUAUUUGCGAUAAGGUAUACAUUGAUUCCGUAGCUAAUUCGAGAUCCAAAACGAAUUUGAUUAAUAGAGUAUAUAUUGGGGAAUCUACAACAAAACUAAGCGACAAUCGCGUGAGGGAAAAAAAUGAUUUGAAUUGCCAAACAGAUGCAGUUGACAAUGGGCAGAUUAGCUCUAGCACUUCUGCAUCACCUUGGAACCCAGUUAUAGAUAGAUUAACAGAACAAUAUAACAAGAACAGUAUCAGAAAUGAAAGCUAUUGUCUUGCCACCAACAAAACCUGGAUAGACCAGAGCAAUAAGCCGCAGAAGUUAUCAGUAAUCCACAAAGAAGACUCUUUAGAAUCUGUUCUUGCCGAAGAGACUAGCCAGGAUAGAAGUCAGGGUAAAAACGAGACAAAAAAACAUCCUGACGAUAAAGACAGUCAGUAUUCCGAAGACCCCACCUACGACAGCCAGCUCUCCUUAGAGGAAUUGAAUUCCUCUGGGAAUAAGUUCUCCCGUGAUGCCUUGGGAAGACAGAGCAUGUCGGAGAAAAGACAUGCAGCACUAGAUGCAAAGAACACGGAUACAUAUAAGAGAAACAAGAAGCUCAGAGAAGGUAGAGAAGGAAAACCUGUUGUGGAACCAUCAAACCCCCAUGAGUCAUCGGAAGAUCCUCCAGCUCCAAAGAAAUCGCAGAGUGUUGAGAAUUUUGAUAAAAUCAGAGCAAAAACGAUAUCACAGGAAAGUACAUACCUUGAUGAACAGAAAAAUCGUCAAAAAAAGAUUAACAUAGAUUCGACGGAGUCCGAAUAUUUGUAUACAAUUCCUGGCCGCAACAAAUUGAUUUCUCCAAGGAAGCAUUGGCUCGUCGAUGAUGUACAGGGUGAAAUAUCCGACGCAAAUAAUUACCGAAGUGAUCACGAUGGAUUUUCAAACAGUCGAGGGGACGUGAAGCAGGCGUCAUUAAACUCUGCUCUUGAUGAUAGGUAUAAACGGUCUAGGAAAAAGGGAGGCAUUAGAUCGAUGUUAAGACUUGGAAAGAAUAGGAAGUCGCUCAAUUUUGGUGACAAUAUAGAGUCACGUCAAGAGGCUAAUAAUUAUUGCAGUGGCACUAUAAACUAUAUAGCAUGAAUAAUAUUUUUACAAAACUUGUUCAGAGUGCCUUAACACAUACCUAUUAAAAACAUUAUGUUAUAUAGUAUAUUGUACAUGUAUAUAGUUUUAUAUUCAAAUUUAAUCAGUACUAAUUUUUAAAAGGAAUAUUUCAAAAUCGAUUGGAAAUUUUUUAUUUGCAAAGCUAUUCUUUGCAGGCAGCAAAAGCAAACGCAAAAAUUUAAUUUUAUGUACAUUUAGAUGCUUAGAUAAGGACGUAAACCACCAAAAUCUUACUACGCUAUUCAAGUAAUACUGGUUGGGAUUAUUAGAGAGAAUGAAAGACAAAUUUAUUCUGUCCACUAUACAAUGAAUGCGAUCUAUUAUUGAUGAUUAUAUAUAUAUUUUUUACACUACUUAAUAGUUGCGAGAAGCUACCUCCCUACCUAUAUGUGAAAGAUGAAACACGGAAACGCAGUUUUUCAAUCAUUUUUUUUUUUUUUUUAACGCUGAUCUAUUUUUAUUUCUCUGUUGGUAGUUUCAGCUUUCAAACAGACUUGAGGAAAUUGUAAUUAUAAAAUGAAUAGUUAUAUUAUGUACAUAUAAUGAGGGAAAUGACUGAAGACAAUCAUUUUCCUAAGGUGCGAUAGGACAUAAUUUAUAGUUUUAACCGAUAUAACGUAGCCAUUCUAUGAAUACGCUGUUGUAAAAUCUUUAAAAGCAGUAUUCGAAGUAUUAUAUCCAAUAUCCGUGCAAAGUAUAAUGAUUUAUUCAAUCAAUGUACUUUUUUUCUUUUGAUGUUCUCAUGAUUUUUUCAUCACUUAUUAGCUCAAGUUUAAUUUUACGAAAUCAGUUAAUCAAUAAGUGAAGUUAGGUAUAAAAUUAAUUAGAAUAUUCAAUUGUAGCAGCUAAUUUACAUGUGACUGUAUUUCUUUUUCAAUACUAGCUCAUAUUAUGUAUUAACGAACAGUAGUUUUUUUCUUCCAAAUAUUUAAGGAAGACAUUUUGAUUAAGGUUUGAAAAUCUUUUUGAAGAUAAAUGAGUAAUCUAUCAUUUAUAAACGCUGAUUUUUCACAAUUGCGUUUUAAUAAAAUUUCAUGAAAUAUCGAUGAUAUCUGAUUACACAUUUGAUCGUUAUAAUUAUGUAUAUCGUGUGUUCAUUUAUAUCACCGUACCAAGAAAUUAGUACUCCAACAGAGUUACUUAAUUAAUAUUUAUAUAACUCAGGCUACAGACUUAAAUCGCUUUUAUCGUCUGUUGCUGAAAGAUAUUUCGAUAUGAUGGCCUUUAACGAGACAGCAGAAACUUUAGGAGUCAAAUAGAAUCCGCAUACAUGUAUAUCUAGGUACAUUAUAUAAUUUAUUAAAAAUAUUUGCUACAAUAUUUUUUCUCCACCAACUUUACUUGCAUAAUAAUGAAUUACGUUGUACUUAAUUUUAUACAGAUGUUCCAUUAUUAUUUACGCGCAAAGAAGUCUCGUCUCUCAGGAGCUCAAAAUUUUACUUGACGCAGUAUUGUUAUAAAAUAUUUCAGCUCCAUUCCAUUUGUCAAAACUUUCUCGUCAUUCCAUUACAAUCUUUCAAAAUAAACUAGUGCGGUGAAAUUUUUUCUGUAGCACAAACAUUUAUGUGACUGCAACAUAUUUUAGCUAUGUUUUUGGCGUAAUAUUUAAAAUGAUGAAAUUAUUUCCAAAUAUUGUUAAUAAAUCAAACUUACCAACUCAACGAAAUUUUUUCACUUUCUACAAACCCCCUCUCCCUAUUUUCAUUUCAUCAUCUUCUCAGGAUCAGCGUAACUUCCAAGCACUGGCUACUCAAUGAAUAAUGCAUAACUACCAUCAAAGAAAAGUUCAACAGACUUUUUUAGACACUUUAUAGACGAUUAGGAUGUCUAAUGUUCCAAAUAUUUCAGCAAAUAAUUAUCGCAGUACUUUCAGUUUUCUUUCUGUUACUACAAUUUCAGAAAAUAGAAAUUCCAGAAUCUUCGUCCUGCAGACGAUUAAAAAAUGAUUUCGUCUUGUUUCAGCUUGGUUGUUACCACCGAGACAGUUGAUUGUACAACCAAAGAGAUUCCGCGGGAAAAUAAAUAUC